Molecule: messenger RNA, 2804 nt
Organism: Bursaphelenchus okinawaensis
Lineage: Eukaryota; Metazoa; Nematoda; Chromadorea; Rhabditida; Aphelenchoididae
Source: the annotation of a GenBank genome assembly
AUGAGAGUUAAUAACAGCAGAAGUACCAACCCAUUAGCACCAGCUUUUGAUGUAUAUGGUCAAAAGCUGAAAAACGACCGGGAUUUGAGUUAUAAUGGUACGUUUUGAGAACUUUUUGUAAUAUUUUAUUUAGUCUUUAUUAAGAAUAUCCUUUUUAAGUAAGUUUAGGCUAAUAUAGUUGUGAUUAUGUCUUGCACAGUGCAGCAAAAUUAACAAUGUCAAAACUGGUAAACGACAACUUAUCUUUGACAUUUUAACGUUUUGAUAAUUUAAAAAAUGUCAUUUAAAAAUGAUAUCACUACUUCUUUUUAAAUUUUUAUUCUUUUGACAAUUUUUGUUUUCUGGCACAGUGCAGCAAAAUUGACCAGGUCAAAUCUUGUAUAUGACAAUUAAAAUUUAACAUUUUUGAUAUGUGAUAAUUAAAAAAGUGAUGUUUAAAAACUAUCUAUCACUAAUUUUAUGCUUCAAUUUUUUUACAUUUUUUUACAUUAAUUUUGAUAAAGUUUAUUUUUUUGCACGGUGCAACAAAAUUAAAAAUUUUAAAAAUAAUUAACGCCGUUUUAAAUUUUAGUUUUUUAAAAUAUUCCAUGUUUAAAACUUUUUAUUUAAAAACGUAUUAUCAAGAUUUUAAAAACAUUCUUUCAUUUUAAAAAUUUUUAUUUUUUGCACCGUGCAAUGAAAUUUGAAGUCUUAAAAACAUUAAAUGCCAUUUUAAAUUUGAGGUUUUCAGACUUUCUAUACAUAAAACUUUAUCUUUUAAACAUAUAAUGACUUUUUUAAAAGCAUUUUAAUCAAUUUUGAUAUUUUAUUUCAAAAAGUUUUCUUAUUGCACUGUGCAAUGAAAAUAAAUUGACUGCACGGUGCAACAAAAAUAAACUGAACGCACAGUGCAAACCACAAAAGUAAAAAAAAUUUCUAGGAGUAAUAUCCGUUGGAAAUCCACCCCAAAGCUUCAGAGUAGUGUUUGAUACUGGCUCUGACAUCUUCUGGUUACCAAAAAAAGGUUGUCGCUCUAGUGGCCCAUUAACUGGUGCUUGUCGCUCUGGCUCCGGCUUGUAUAACCCUUCCGGUUCAGCUGUGAACACUGGCCAAACUUUCAAGAUUACAUAUGGUACUGGUGAUGCUGUUGGUACUUAUUACAUGGAUGAAAUGGCUGUAGGUCUUACUGUAAUUAAAAGUUUAAAAACAUUUUUUUAAUUGAUUUUUUGGUCAUUUGAAAGUUGAAUUUCUGUUAUUUUUUGUUUUGUAAAGAAAUUUUAUGCUAUUUUGUACUAUCAAGUUUAUUUUUGACUGUUUUAAUUCACUGUAAACAAAGUUAUUGCAGUUUCCCUAAAUCCAGCAAAAAACCCUAAAUUUUUUAAAAAUUUUGUAAAGAAAGUUUUCUCCAAAUUUCAAAAAUGCUCCAAAAUGCCAGUUUACAUCAUUGUAAGCAAAGUUAUUGCCAAAAACCUUUAUUUCCGCACUGUGCAACGCCAUUUGUUCUUUUUGCACAGUGCGAAAGCGCGGUCCCGUCCGAUCUGACAAGUUAAGCAAGGGUGCGCUUGAUUAUAAAAAGUUCGAGGAACACUGGGUGGAAACAAAGUUUUUGGGAUUUUUAUGGUACUGGAAAGAAAGUUUUUGCUAUUUUUGGGUUUUGGUGUUUUAAAUAAUGGCAUUUUUGAUAAUUUUAGGUAUAAAAGUUUAAAUUUUUGUUGUUUUAAAAGCUGUAAACAAAGUUUUUGCCAUUUUUACCAAAUUUUUUUAAAUUUUCAGUUUGGUGAUCCAAAUGGAGAACAGCUAAAGAUGCCAGAAAAGGUUCAGAUCGGUGCUGCUUCUCAAAUGACUUUCUCAGACGAAGGCAUUCUGGGCUUAUCAUUCCCAGCGCCCGACAGUCCAACGCCGAUUUUCCAAAAAGCGGUCGAACUGGGCGUGAUGACCGAGCCAGUCUUUACCACAUUUCUGAAAUUAUGUCCGGGCGGGUGUGAAAAUGGCGGUGUAAUCACAUUUGGAGGGGUGGACACUGAUAAUUGUGGCGAAAUCACUGAUUGGGCACCGGUCGAUGACAGUAAGAUGCACUGGAGGUUCAACAUGGGCGGGUAUGAGGCUGGCAAUCUGAGGAAUGAAAGGGCUGCUCCAGUAAGUUAAAUUGCUUUUUAGGUGGGGUAAAAUGUAGGGAGGGUUAAAAAAUCAAGGCAAUGUAAAAAAAGGCAGGGUAAGAAAAUAGGGCAAGGUUAAAAAUGAGGCAGGGUAAAAAAUAGGACAGGUUAAAGAAGUAGGGCAGGGUAAAAAUUGAAGGGUUGGGUAAAAAUGUAGGGCAGGUUAAAAAUAGAAGGGCUGGGUAAAAACGUAGGGCAGCGUAAAAAAUAGGGCGGGGUAGAUAAAUAGCAAGUUAACAAAGUAGAGCAAGGUAAAAAAUAAGGCAGGAUAUUGUAGGGUAGGGUAGGGUAGGGUAGGGUAGGGUAGGGUAGGGUACUCUUUCUAUGUUUUUUUGCUUUCAGGCCAUCACCGACACCGGUACCUCCUUCAUCCUAGGUCCAAGUGCCGAUAUCGCGGCGAUAGCACGUCAAAUCGGGGCAGUACGUCAACGGAACGGUGACUAUCUGAUCAGCUGUGCCAAAGACUUCAAAUUCAAAAUCAAGUUUGGUACCCAAUGGUACCAAAUAAAGUCCCACUUUUUGAAAAUCUCGUUGGGAAGAUACUGUCAAUUAACUAUGGCCGCUGCUGAUAUUGGCUUCUGGGUACUGGGAGAUCCAUUCAUCAGACAGUACUGUCAAGUUCACGACGUGCAGAACAAACGUGUUGGCAUUGCACAGGCUUAUAAUUGA